Messenger RNA from Colletotrichum costaricense, 324 nucleotides. RefSeq lists its product as uncharacterized. NCBI's taxonomy places the organism in Eukaryota, Fungi, Ascomycota, Sordariomycetes, Glomerellales, Glomerellaceae. Bases 1 to 324 code for a protein of 107 amino acids. The transcript has 2 exons. The record is from RefSeq and is a predicted model, not a curated record.
AUGCAUCUUGUCGACGACGUUGCGGUACCAAGACGGCAAGGGCCCAACAAUCCCAUCUGCUGGGCACGGCAUCUGGCUGACCUGUCAACCGUGCCGAGAACGCUGGGCGCUGUAUGCGGAGGCGCUAUCGUGGAUAAGACGGCACUGCUGCUGCUCAUGAUGAUGAUACCAACCUAUGACCUUGGAAACCUGGCAGAGAAAGUAGGUGACGACGUCAGCUAUCAACACACAUUCGACACUUUGUCGAUGGACAAUCGCCUGCAUAAAUUUCUUUUCGGCCCCCGAGCGCGGUUACGUGGCAGAAGGCGUCAAAGAGCGUGCUAA